AUGGAGAUUUGUGCGAGUCAACGAAUCAACAAGCCAGGGCCCUUGUGGUUUCAAAUGAGGGCACCGGAACCCAAAAAGGUUUGGGAAAUGCACGAUCAGAUCUAUCUCAGAAGCAAAGGCGUUUUCAACUUGCCUAGCAGUGACGUCUGUGAUGCACUCAUUCGAUCAUAUUUCGACCAUGUGCAUCCACUGCUUCCCAUCAUUGAUGUCGGUCAUUUUCUGGCACAGUACACACUGAAAGGAGCCGCAAGCAUGAACCUUCUUGUGCUAUGGAGCGUUUUUCUGGCUGCUGCGAAUUUCGCCUCACCAGAUCUUCUGCGAACCGCUGGCUACGCCUCACGCAAGGCGCUCAAGCGCGUCAUGUAUUCGAGGGCUAAAGCUCUCUAUGACAGCGACUAUGAAGACGAUAAAGUCUGUGUUGUUCAAGCCGUGACGCUGCUUGGCUUCUGGUACUCAGACGCGGAAGACAGAAAUGGCCCGUGGCAUUGGAUGGGGAUCGCUAUCGGCUUGUGUCAAGUCAUGGGCCUCCAUCGCAAGCCACGACUGGCUGUCUCUACUCCAUCGGCGAUUUCUCGACAACGAUUGUUUCGAAGAAUCUGGUGGUCUUGUUUUGUGAGGGAUCGUUGGCUCUCUGUGGGCUUGGGACGCCCCAUGCGAAUCAAUCUGGAAGACUGUGACGUAAAAUUUCCUUCAGUUGAGGACCUGACCGUUGAACUUGAGCAACUUGCCCCAGAGGUCGCCGACAGAUACCUUCCUCACUCAAUGCAGCAGCAUGCGAUGAUCUGGGUGCAACUGGUGAGAUUAAGCCAUGUUCUAGGCAGGAUCUUACGAAUUGACUACGGAUUGAAUGGCUCCGCUUCCAGUGAGGAUGAUUUCCGAGCUCAUGAGCUUGAGCUGAAGGCCUGUCGCUUGGCCGAUGAUGGAGGUCUAAUUAGCGACACAUCUUUCGGCUCCUUGAGCAGGCUUCAAUUUGAGAUGCUUCUUGAAGCUACCGAAGUCAUUCUUCAGCGACCUGCGAUAAAUUUCCAAUGUCCUCCAGAUGCACAGAGAACCCCUGCCGGAAGCGAAGCACUGCAGAAGGCAAGAGCGUCAGCUGCUAGGACGAACCACAUCAUAGAGAAAUUGAUCAAUGCCGACAUGGUACAAUUUCUUCGACCGAUGAGCUUGACCGCCCUGAUACCAGCUAUGCAGAUACAUCUGCUCGACUGUAGGUCGAGCCGUCAACUGGCACGAACCCUUGCACAAUCCAAGCUCGGGGAAUGCAUGAUGGUCGUCUCCGAAUUGCGAAACACUUAUUGGGGCGCCGAUUUCACAUACAAACUGUUCGAAGCGGCACAGUCCAUUCUGGGAGACAGCGAGGGCCAAAGUGACAAUGUGCAAACUCCACAGGGUUUCAAUCCAGAUAUACGAGCUCACCAAGUCGAACCACUUCAUGGAGACAAUGGCCAAGGUCUCUCAAACGCUUCCUACAUCACGGAUGGCCCUGAUGUCUUUGGGGAAACAUACAAUGAUGCUCUAUAUCAUGACAUGCCCGAUCCCAACGUGGUUGAUCCCUGGAGUUUGGCAGAACUGCAAAACAUGUUCGACAUGCCUUUUGACGUGGACAUCUCAUGAUAGCGUAGUUUUGGAUAUUGUCCUAUUUGUCGGCUUUUUCGCUACCUUUGAGCACAAUAUCUUCCGAAGAAGACCAGGUCGUUAUCAUACUCAAUUGCUGAUACCGCAACGAUUGGCCGAGUGCUUUCAACUGUCGAAAGUUAGCGUUCGGUUUGCCGAGGGUGCUAUAGGCUUACCGAGGGAAAUGUUCCUGAAAUGGCAAUCCCGG
Exophiala oligosperma is the source of this 1822-nucleotide messenger RNA. RefSeq lists its product as uncharacterized. The coding region runs from base 1 to 1614 and encodes 537 amino acids. Gene Ontology annotation, biological process: DNA-templated transcription. The transcript is spliced from 6 exons. NCBI's taxonomy places the organism in Eukaryota, Fungi, Ascomycota, Eurotiomycetes, Chaetothyriales, Herpotrichiellaceae. Gene Ontology annotation, molecular function: zinc ion binding; DNA binding. The record is from RefSeq and is a predicted model, not a curated record.